UGCUUCCAAAUGUAUGUGUUUCAGAUCCACUUUUGGUGAAGGCUGCAAGAAGAGAAAAGGUGAGUCGUCCGCCUGCAUGGAUGAUGCGCCAAGCGGGAAGGUAUAUGGCUAUUUACAGAAAGCUUGCAGAGAAACAUCCAUCCUUCAGAGAGAGAUCAGAGACAACUGAUCUCAUAGUGGAAAUUUCUUUGCAGCCCUGGGAAGCUUUUCGUCCAGACGGAGUAAUCAUCUUUUCCGACAUACUUACCCCACUACCCGCAUUUGGUGUCCAAUUCGACAUUGAAGAAGUGAGAGGCCCGGUCAUUCAGUCUCCCAUCCGUUCCGAAGAGGGAUUGAAGUCAUUGCACUCCCUUGACUUGGAGAAACUACAAUUCGUGGGAGACUCACUUAGAAUUUUGCGGAAGGAGGUUGGAGAGCAAGCUGCAGUUUUGGGUUUUGUUGGAGCUCCUUGGACAAUUGCUACCUACAUAGUUGAAGGAGGUACAACUCGCACAUAUACAACAAUUAAGGACAUGUGCCAUUCCGCUCCACAUGUUUUGAGAGCUCUAUUAUCUCAUUUGUCAAAAGCAAUUGCUGAGUAUAUUGUUUAUCAAGUGGAAUCUGGAGCUCAUUGCAUCCAGAUAUUUGAUUCAUGGGGUGGACAACUCCCACCUCAUAUGUGGGACCUCUGGUCAAAGCCUUAUAUUGAUGAGAUAGUUAGUAUAAUUAAGAGAAAAUGCCCACAAACACCUCUUGUGCUCUACAUUAAUGGAAAUGGUGGACUUCUUGAACGGAUGAAAACAACUGGAGUUGAUGUAAUUGGACUUGACUGGACAGUGGAUAUGGCGGAUGGAAGGAAGCGACUGGGAACGGAUAUCGGUAUACAGGGGAAUGUGGAUCCUGCUACCUUGUUUUGUCCUCUUCCUGCAUUGACGGAUGAAAUUAAAAGGGUUGUCGAGACUGCGGGGACCGCGGGUCACAUCCUCAAUCUUGGCCACGGUGUGCUCGUCGGUACGCCUGAAGAAGCCGUUGCUCACUUCUUUGAUGUUGCUAAAAGCUUCAAUUUUGACAAGGUCGAGAAUCAGGCGCCUGAGGCGGAUAAAGUUGUAGCUUGAAGACAACGAUUUUGUAAUGCAGGCUGGAAGCCUUGUUGUGUACCAACAGCUGAUGUGCAGAGCAGUCUUUGUUCAUUUAGUAGCUGGGCUAGGAUGCUGGUUCACCUUAGGUCCUUUAAAUUGGUAGAGGAGACUAAUGCUUGUGAAUAAACUAGCAUCAUUCUUUAAUCUUAUUUCUUCAUAUUAUUAGUUCUUCGUGUGAACUAUAGGUUAAGGGUUAGAGCUGCGGAAUCAAUCUCUAUGGUUGUGGCAACUGGCUCAAGGCAGGGGAAAAUUGCUCUUACUUCCUGCGAGGAGGUUGAAAAUCUGUUACAUAAUAAGUUGCUCUUCAUUCAUAAGCAAAUGUACUUGGUGCUUUUGUAUGUAGAGAAUGCUUUUAGCUUUUUCCACAACUCUGCUCCCAUCUCA
Lycium ferocissimum is the source of this 1502-nucleotide messenger RNA. RefSeq names its product uroporphyrinogen decarboxylase 1, chloroplastic. NCBI's taxonomy places the organism in Eukaryota, Viridiplantae, Streptophyta, Magnoliopsida, Solanales, Solanaceae. The coding region runs from base 81 to 1094 and encodes 337 amino acids. The transcript has 4 exons. The record is from RefSeq and is a predicted model, not a curated record. Gene Ontology annotation, biological process: porphyrin-containing compound biosynthetic process. Gene Ontology annotation, molecular function: uroporphyrinogen decarboxylase activity.